GCGACAGGGCGGCCAAACAAAAUCGUCGCCGCCGCCGCCGCCGCCACCCGUGCGGCGCAACGAGCGUGGUAUGCGCCGCUCCGUAGGGGAGCACGCUAUCAGAUCUAGGGUCUAGCACUGUACCCCCCCGCUUCGCCUCCGAAGCCAUGCGGCUGCUGUGGUGGUGGGCGGCGCUGCCGCUGCUCCUCUCCGUCGCCGGCACGGUCGUGGCCUCCUCCACGGCCCCGGCGUGCCCGCGGCCGUCUGCGGCGGUGGUGAUUGUGGGAUCCCACGACGAGGCGUGCUGGCCGCUGCCGCUGCGUCGCCCACUCGGCGACCGGCUCGGAGUUAUCGAGGGAGAUGACGCUACCUUAGCGAGGGCCGUUAAAUUACUGAACAUGAACAAGGAGGAUUUUGCUGCUGUGCUCUUCUAUGCUUCAUGGUGCCCAUUUUCACAAGAAUGCAGACUACGGUUUGAGAAGUUGGCUUUCAUAUUUCCAACUAUUCGUCAUUUUGCAUUUGAAGAAUCUACUGUCAGGUCAAGCACAAGAUUUCGAUAUGGGAUUCAUGCAUACCCAACGUUCUUUCUCAUAAAUUCAACAGUGCGAGUGCGGUAUCAUGGACCUCGAACUGUCAAAUCCCUAGCUGCCUUCUACAGUGAUGUUUCAGGUAUUAAUCCAUCAACAGAUUUGACCAUUGGAGAUGAUAUACCGUCUUUGGAUAACAUUGAGCUUAAAAAGGAUUCUGACCCAGAAAGCUGUCCAUUAUGGUCGGAGCGCACAUCAGACAAUAUACCUCAACAAGAUAACUAUCUAGCACUAGCAAUUUCUUUUGUGAUCCUUAGACUGCUCUUUCUUCUUUAUCCAACGACUAUCGCCUUUGUGAAACGGACAUGGAGUGGCCCUACUCUGUUCACUUACCUUGAGCAAGGAAGGCAAAAAAUUAACAGGGUGUACCCAUCUAAGCAAGGGAGUUUGCACCAUGGAGCAAAGAAUGCUACUGCUUGGGCUUCCAAAUCGUUGGCAUCUGUUUCGAUUGAAGAGAAACAAGCUACAGCAACAUGAAGGACAUGAUUUAUAAACUGGAUACAUGUAGAAUGAAGUUACCAGGAACUGAACAGAGAGCAUUUGCUGUGGUUACUGUAGCAACUUCCAUGUGAUGAAGCAGACCUUAUUUUCCCCUUCCUGAAUCUUCUCAUAGUUACUCUUAUAGUGGUUGCCGUCCAUGUUCGUUUUCUUUGAAGAAGGAUGCUUUGAUUACUGUACUUUGACUCUGCGAAAUGAUCAUAAAGCAAAUUUACAAUGCUA
Messenger RNA from Oryza brachyantha (malo sina), 1286 nucleotides. RefSeq names its product 5'-adenylylsulfate reductase-like 2. The transcript has 4 exons. Lineage: Eukaryota; Viridiplantae; Streptophyta; Magnoliopsida; Poales; Poaceae. Bases 147 to 1043 code for a protein of 298 amino acids. The record is from RefSeq and is a predicted model, not a curated record.